AUGUUCCAUAUUCCGGUUCCCGAUGGGUUCGUGGUUCGAAGUCCGGAGGCUGCGCGGGAUGUUGUAUACAAUAUCAACGCACCGUCGGUUUUAAAGGCGCAGAUUUUAGCAGGGGGACGUGGCAAGGGGAGAUUCAGCAGCGAUGGGAAAGGCGGAGUCCGCAUAGUCAAUUCGCCAGACGAGGCGUACGAAAGUGCAUGCAAAAUGAUCGGCCACCGUCUCGUCACGAACCAGACCCCCCCGCGCGGCAUCCUGGUGGAAAAGCUCUAUAUCUACAAAUCCGUCGACAUUGCGCAGGAAUUCUACCUGGCCGUGACCUUCGAUCGCCAACGAUACACCCCCGUGCUCCUCAUGUCGGCCGACGGAGGCGUCGAUAUCGAAUCCAACGUAGAUCGACUGCAGCGCUUCUGGUUCCAUCUCCCCACGGGCAUCACCCCGGAGAUCACAGCCUACAUCCAGGCCCAGUUUGGGUUCCCCGACUGCGAAAUGCAAGUCAUCGCCCGCCUCCUGCACCAGCUGGUCAAGCUGUUCCAGGAGAAGGACGCCACGCUCCUCGAGCUCAACCCUCUCGUGCGCACCACUGAAGAAGCACCCUCCUCCUUUAUCUGCCUAGAUGCGAAACUGAGCUUCGACCCCUCGGCCAAGUUCCGCCAGCCGGAGCUCUUUAGUCUCGAGGAACACCUCCCCGAGGAAGCCGACGAGUACGAAGCGGCGCAGCUGGGUCUUUCCUACGUGCGUCUGGACGGCGAUAUCGGCGUGGUUGUUAACGGCGCCGGACUGGCCAUGGCCACGAAUGACCUGGUCACUCUGUACGGGGGGCGAUGUGCGAAUUUCCUAGAUAUCAGCGGAGGCGCCACCAAGGAGACGCUCUCCAAGGCGUUUUCGAUCUUGAAUCGGGAUUCUCGAGUCAAGGGUCUUUUGAUAAAUAUCUAUGGGGGAAUUGUUCGGUGUGAUUUAAUCGCCGAGUCGAUCCUUGCUGCUGCUGCUGCUGCUGCCACGACUGGGGGAUUCAAGAUUCCUGUCGUGGUCCGGCUGCAGGGAACGAAUUUUGAACAGGGCUUGAAAUUGGGAAGUGCAUUUCUUCCUUCCUUUCUUCUAUCAAUUGAAUCGUCUGGCCUGGGUAACGUGGUGUUUGAGCCUGAUUUCGAGGCAGCCGUUCAGAAGAGUGUCGAACUAUGUCGGUCUCAGGAGUGA
Molecule: messenger RNA, 1194 nt
Organism: Aspergillus ochraceoroseus IBT 24754
Lineage: Eukaryota; Fungi; Ascomycota; Eurotiomycetes; Eurotiales; Aspergillaceae
Product: succinate--CoA ligase subunit beta
Exons: 6
Coding region: 1-1194 (397 amino acids)
Biological process (GO): tricarboxylic acid cycle; succinyl-CoA metabolic process
Cellular component (GO): succinate-CoA ligase complex; mitochondrion
Molecular function (GO): ATP binding; succinate-CoA ligase (ADP-forming) activity
Source: RefSeq, a predicted model, not a curated record